UACUUUUGAAGUUUUUUUUUAUAAAAUGUGGUGGGGCUAUAGUCCACCGUUGGACUUGAGACUAGAAAUUCAUGAGAGUGAGAAUAAUUGUUUGGAGGAUCCUGUGGAAUUUUUAAUUGUAGGAAGUGCUGAUGCGAGACAUAUCACAAAAACUCUUGCAUCAUCUUACAUGCAUCCUAAACGUCCUAUAAGAUUUCAUGUUAUCGAACCAACUAUGGAGCAAGUUGCCAGAUCUAUAUUACUUCUAAGUACAUGUUUAGAGGAAAAUUUAGGUCUGCAAGAAGCUACGCAGUAUUAUUUGGAAAUUUUGGGAAAUACGUUAUUGAGACCUGCAACAGCUAAAUAUUUGGUCAGACGUGCCAAUAGAUUGGUUGAUAUACCGACGAAAACAAUCGAAUGUCCCUGGCUGUCUUUGGAUAAACUAAAACAUAGGGACAGAGAUCGUUUGGAAUGGAUUUUUAAGUUUUGGGGACGUGCUACCUGCGAGGGUGUUCCUGUUGUUGAGUAUUGGGAUCGCAGAGUGAGAAAAUUAUUAGGAACUCGAUAUGAUUAUAAGGAUGGUGCCUUUGAUUGGGACUUUCAUAUGGUAUUGAAGCCCCGAGGGCAUAAAAAUUUAACUAUACAAGAGUACAGAUUUUGGAGAAAUAAUGGAAUUGCGUUUACUUGGUUGGAAGGAGAACCAGCUAGGAGUAAUCCAACUUUGCUUAGUAAUAUUUUACCUCAGGGAGAUGGUUUCUUUCAUUAUGCCUACCUGGGGGACAUAACGAAUGGCCCUUAUUUGACAUGGGCUCUAGAUGAGGAGACGGAAGACAAGAAAAAUAAAAAGCAGAAAUUAAGGGCAACGGAUACAGCUGAGAAGGAAGUGUUACAGGUAAUUCAUGAAAUAAGAACAAAUGAACCACUGUGCUGUGAAUUGGUGGCAGCACACAGAGAUCCAUCCAUCUUAAAUGGUAUCAUAAUGACAGAGAUGCCAGACAGUGAAAUUGAACAAGAAUCUUGGAGUUUGGGCAAUACGAUUUCAAGAAUGAAAGAAACCAUUUUAUGGAAACUCAUUCCUGAUAUUCAGAUAAUCAUACACCCUGUAACGGCACUGGAUAAUUACAAGAAUAAAUUAGAAUUUAUGAAUAAGUUUGACGUCGUCUGGCUAUCACACAAUAUGACAAAUCAAUUGGGAAACACAGCACCAUUAUUAAAAACAGGAGGAAAGAUGUUAAUCGAGUCAAGAAAAUUCUUAACGGAAUUGCGCAAAGAUGAUUUGGAAAAAUUUACAAAGGAUUUGAAAGCUCAAGCUAGAGACAAUGGUCUCAGAGAAUUAAUUGACUUUGAUGCUGAAAAACAUGUAGUAGCAAGGUUCUGUAAAUGCUGAAUGAUACAGUGUCUAUAAAAUGUUAUUUACAUACAGUAUAUUAAUAUGUUUUCAUUCAUAACUUUUGCAUAAACAUUAAAAAAA
Cephus cinctus (wheat stem sawfly) is the source of this 1450-nucleotide messenger RNA. RefSeq names its product dynein assembly factor 3, axonemal homolog (gene Dnaaf3). Lineage: Eukaryota; Metazoa; Arthropoda; Insecta; Hymenoptera; Cephidae. The record is from RefSeq and is a predicted model, not a curated record. Gene Ontology annotation, biological process: motile cilium assembly; axonemal dynein complex assembly. The coding region runs from base 26 to 1366 and encodes 446 amino acids. The transcript has 6 exons.